Messenger RNA from Chrysochloris asiatica (Cape golden mole), 1750 nucleotides. It is a transcript of the gene RNF146, whose product is annotated as ring finger protein 146. Gene Ontology annotation, molecular function: poly-ADP-D-ribose binding; zinc ion binding; ubiquitin protein ligase activity. Gene Ontology annotation, biological process: Wnt signaling pathway; ubiquitin-dependent protein catabolic process. Bases 51 to 1112 code for a protein of 353 amino acids. The record is from RefSeq and is a predicted model, not a curated record. The transcript has a single exon. Lineage: Eukaryota; Metazoa; Chordata; Mammalia; Afrosoricida; Chrysochloridae. Gene Ontology annotation, cellular component: cytoplasm; nucleus.
UUAAAACACAAUUUUAAUAUUUACAUGUAUUUUCUGUUUAUUUUCUUAGGAUGGCUGGCUGUGGUGAAAUUGAUCACUCAGUAAACAUGCUUCCCACAAACAGGAAAACAAAUGAGCCCUGUUCUAAUACUGCACCUUCUCUAACUGUCCCUGAAUGUGCCAUUUGUCUGCAGACAUGUGUCCACCCAGUUAGUCUGCCUUGUAAGCAUGUUUUCUGCUAUCUGUGUGUAAAGGGAGCGUCAUGGCUUGGAAAACGCUGUGCCCUCUGUCGACAAGAAAUUCCUGAGGAUUUCCUUGACAAGCCAACUUUGUUAUCACCUGAAGAACUCAAGGCGGCUAGUAGAGGAAACGGAGAAUAUGCAUGGUAUUACGAAGGAAGAAAUGGGUGGUGGCAGUAUGAUGAACGCACUAGUAGAGAGCUGGAAGAUGCUUUUUCCAAAGGUAAAAAGAGCACUGAAAUGUUAAUUGCUAGGUUUCUAUAUGUUGCUGAUCUUGAAAAUAUGGUUCAGUAUAGGAGAAAUGAACAUGGACGUCGCAGGAAGAUUAAACGGGACAUAAUUGAUAUACCAAAGAAGGGAGUAGCCGGACUUAGGCUGGACUGUGACUCUACUACUGUAAACCUAGCACGAGAGAGCUCUGCUGAUGGAGCGGACAAUGUAUCAGCACAGAAUGGAACUUCUGUCCAGCCUCUAGUGUCAUCUUCUGUGAGGCCCCUCACGUCAGUAGAUGGUCAGUUAACAAGCCCUGCAACACCAUCCCCUGAUGCAAGCACUUCUCUGGAAGACUCUCUUGCUCAUUUACAGCUCAGUGGAGACAGCACAGCUGAAAGGAGUCACAGAGGGGAAGGAGAAGAUCAUGAAUCACUAUCUUCAGGCAGGGUACCAGCACCAGAUACCUCCAUCGAAGAAACUGAAUCAGAUGCCAGUAGUGAUAGUGAAGAUGUAUCUGCACUUGUGGCACAGCACUCUCUGACCCAACAGAGACUUUUGGUUUCUAAUGCAAAUCAGACAGUAUCAGAUCGAUCUGGGACUGAUGGAUCAGUAGCAGGGGGUGGAACAGUCAGUGUCAGAUCUAGAAGACCUGAUGGACAGUGCACAAUAACUGAAGUUUAAAUAAAAGUCUUCAGCCCAUGCUCAAGGUUGGAAUGGUUCCCUGUAAAUUUCUGCUGACGUAGCAUUAUACUCAUCCCUAGUAGUGCAUUGUGGGGGUGGGAAAGGGGUAUGGGAAGGAUAACCUGUAAUUAAAAUGUCUAACACAUCUCUGAUGAGAGAUUUAUUUAAUGUAAGGGACUUGGGUGUGAAUAGUUGAUAACUGUUUAGUAAUAACCAAGUUUUCUUGAGGUCUGUUUAUAGUUUUUUACUUAAUUUCUUUAGUUCUUUUGGCCAGUGUGUAUAUUACCUGUGCAUUAACAGUCCUCAUCGAUUCUUGCAUUGUCUUAUUUUUCUGCAUGGAUUGACAAAAUCAUUACUAAAAUUGGACGCCUAUGAGAUGUCUGGUAUCAGUAUGAGCAGGACGCGAAUUAAUGUGAGAAUACAUGUGAAUUUGGAAUUUUAAAAUAGAAUAACAACCAUUUUGUAGUUUCAGAAAUGGAUAUGUAAACAAAACAGCAAAUAUGUUCCAGAAUCUUCUCUGUAACACACUUCAUUGUGUUUCCAUAGCCUUUGCUAAGUCCUCGUAGUUUAAGGUUUUUCCCUUGACCCACAUUUCUUUUUGGUGACAAAAUUUAUAAUUUAAUAAAUACUACUGUUUA